UUCGCUUCAUUCAUUCCUCUCCUCAGCAACCAAGCCUUCAUAUUUUAUUUUAUUUCUCUAUCAAACGCAAAGUAUCAUAGCUCCGAUGAUUGAAGACAGUAUCAAUUCCAGUCUCGGGUGGAUGUCGUCUCUCGACAUUGAUAAUCAGCCUAAUAACACUCGCAAGACGUCCAUCAUUUGUACCAUUGGUCCAAAAACCAACUCGGUCGAGAUGAUUACCAAGUUACGUGAAGUUGGAAUGAACAUUGUCCGCAUGAAUUUUUCCCACGGAUCAUAUGAGUACCACCAAUCCGUCAUUGACAACACUCGUAAAAGUUGUGCCGAACACCCUGGUCGCCCCAUUGGCAUUGCCUUGGAUACUAAGGGUCCAGAGAUCCGUACAGGAUUGAUGAAGGAUGAUGUUGAAGUCCCCAUUACUGCUGGUCAUAGGAUGGUUUUCUCUACCGAUAGCAAAUAUGCUGAAUGCUGCACAGGAGAGGUGAUGUACAUCGACUACAAGAAUUUGACCAAAGUGAUCGUUCCUGGAAAAGUGAUCUAUGUCGAUGAUGGUGUCUUGUCCUUCAGAGUCUUGACCGUUGAGGAGGAUCAUAUCACUGUCGAGGCCAUCAAUAAUGGAAAGCUGUGCUCUCGAAAGGGUGUAAACUUACCCAAGACCGAUGUAGAUUUACCCGCACUCUCGGAGAAGGAUAAACAAGAUCUCAUGUUUGGUGUAAAGAACAACGUCGAUAUUAUUUUUGCAUCCUUCAUCCGUCGUGCAGACGAUGUUCUGGAGAUCCGUAAGGUUUUGGGUGAGCAAGGGAAGCACAUUCGGAUUAUCAGCAAAAUUGAGAACCAUCAAGGAGUCAAGAACUUUGGUGAGAUCUUGGAAGUGACAGACGGUGUAAUGGUCGCCCGUGGCGAUCUUGGAAUCGAGAUUCCUUGUGCUCAGGUCUUUAUUGCUCAAAAGAUGAUGAUCUCCAAGUGUAACUUGGCAGGCAAGCCUGUCAUUUGUGCAACCCAGAUGUUGGAAUCUAUGACCUAUAAUCCACGUCCAACUCGUGCAGAGGUCUCUGACGUUGCAAAUGCUGUCUUAGACGGAGCUGACUGCGUCAUGCUCUCUGGAGAGACUGCCAAGGGCUCAUAUCCACUCGAGGCUGUCCAUACUAUGCAUGAGACUUGUAUCUUAGCAGAGUCUACGAUCUGUUACCCACCACUGUUUAACGAGCUGCGUAUGCUUCAGAAGCGUCCCAUUGAGACCACAGAGACUGUGGCUUCAUCAGCUGUCUCUGCUGCCCAUGAGCAGAAUGCAGGAGCAAUUGUUGUGCUUUCUACUUCGGGUGACACUGCUCGCUUGGUCUCCAAGUAUCGUCCACAGGCUAAUAUCAUCAUCGUGACACGUAAAGCAACAACUGCACGCGCCAUUCAUCUUUCCCGUGGAUGCUAUCCAUUUCUCUAUACGGAGCCCAAGGUUGCAGAUUGGCAAGAGGAUGUCGACAAACGAUUACGGUGGGGUAUGAAUCAGGCCAUCCAGGUUGGCCUAUUGAAGCCCGGAGAGUCUGUCAUUGUCAUCCAAGGAUUCCGUUCUGGAUAUGGAAAUACCAACACAAUGCGCAUUAUUGUUGCUUAGAUGAGAG
This is a messenger RNA of Lobosporangium transversale, 1613 nucleotides long. RefSeq names its product pyruvate kinase. Gene Ontology annotation, biological process: glycolytic process. Gene Ontology annotation, molecular function: potassium ion binding; pyruvate kinase activity; magnesium ion binding. The record is from RefSeq and is a predicted model, not a curated record. Gene Ontology annotation, cellular component: cytoplasm. Bases 86 to 1606 code for a protein of 506 amino acids. The transcript has 5 exons. NCBI's taxonomy places the organism in Eukaryota, Fungi, Mortierellomycota, Mortierellomycetes, Mortierellales, Mortierellaceae.